AUGACAGCAGUACGUGACUCGUUGUGUAAUUUGGAACCGGUUCAAAUUCCAAGGCCACAGAUAUCUGGACUUCAGUUCAUUCCAACCAGAGGACGACUUGGAUUUUACAAGAGUAUUCAUCGUGAUGGCGAAAAAUAUGGUGUAGGAAUAAAGACAAUUGGACCUCGACGCCCGCCUCUUGCCGAUGUGUGUUUUGUGAAGGAAAAUGACGUACAGUCAACCAGUGCUUCAGGCACUGAUCCUAAAAAUUCUGCACAAAAACAGAAGAGUUCCAGUGACGUCUUACAGCAGGAGGCAGGAUCAGCACCUGCGCAGGAAGCGAAAAGUAAUUCACUGACAUAUCCGGAACCGGAUUACGAUACAAGUGGUACUCGCAACUCGAGCAGGCUUUGA
Messenger RNA from Gongylonema pulchrum, 393 nucleotides. Lineage: Eukaryota; Metazoa; Nematoda; Chromadorea; Rhabditida; Gongylonematidae. The record is from the annotation of a GenBank genome assembly.